Molecule: messenger RNA, 525 nt
Organism: Acaulospora morrowiae
Lineage: Eukaryota; Fungi; Glomeromycota; Glomeromycetes; Diversisporales; Acaulosporaceae
Source: the annotation of a GenBank genome assembly
AUGUCCACCCAAAUUUCUAUACCGCCUCCAUACUUUGGCAACCUCACAUAUAUCAAAAUCUACAACGAAUUGUUGGGCACUUUGGUCACUGUGAAACUGUCGACCGGCAAAACAUUGGAAGGAUAUUUGUACAAUGUAGAUCCCGUGACCUUCACGAUAAUUCUAUUACAGGCCGAAAACUUUGAUACUGACUCACCGCUUUCUGGGUACAAGGUUUUGGUUGUGAUGUCUCAUGCUGUGGCGGAAUUUAAAGUAAACGAUGAGGUAGAAGCGAUACCAAGGCAUCUCUUAGAUUCGAUAGUCGCCAAAAAAGUGGAAGAUUACUCGAUCGAUUCAGAGAAAAUGCGACAAAGGAAAGAACGGCUAAUCUCAUUAUUCACGUCGGCAACGAAUGAUUCGACCAUUCACAUAAUGGAUUGCGCCCACAUCGCACCCCCGUAUGUAGAUUCUUCCGUUGAAUGUGAGAAUGAGAUAGUUUUGAAAAGGGUGAAAGAUAUGAUGACUCAACUGCCGGCCCUCGAGUAA